Messenger RNA from Bombyx mandarina (wild silkworm), 1840 nucleotides. RefSeq names its product M-spondin (gene mspo). Gene Ontology annotation, cellular component: extracellular matrix. NCBI's taxonomy places the organism in Eukaryota, Metazoa, Arthropoda, Insecta, Lepidoptera, Bombycidae. Gene Ontology annotation, biological process: cell adhesion. The record is from RefSeq and is a predicted model, not a curated record.
CCUCGCGGCGGUGGGUCGUGUCGCAGCUCCGACGAUCGAUGAAAUACGAGCUAUAUUUUUCCGGGGCUUUAAUGAAAAAUUGAUGAAAAUUCGCUCUCGACGGUCGCUGGGACGCAUGUAGGGUGUUCUGUAAUUAAACUUUGUGCGUGUUGGAUGUAUAUUGUUAUGUAGCCGUGUACAAGGUACAAGUGAAAUGUUGUGACAGCGACAUAAUGAGAACACAGAAAUAGUGCUGUGACAGUGUCGAUAGAUCAUUUAUCGAUAAAAUGGCGACGUUUAUAUUCGCGCUAUUGCUGCCCGCGUUUGCCGCGGCCGCGCUGUCUCCCAGUGACACGGACGCUUGUAAUCCAGAUAAAAUGACAGUGUAUAAAAUGGUGCUCCACACGUAUUGGACGAGAGAGAAAUUCCCGAAACAUUACCCAGAGUGGAGACCACCGGCUCAGUGGUCGAAAAUUUACGGUGUCUCCCACAAUCGGUCACACGUUUUGUUCCGUUUGGGUCGUCGGGUUUCGCCUCAAGUGCGCCAGUUUGCGGAGACCGGACGAUCGGACGCGCUAGGCUCCGGUCCGGGGACUUUAGACGUGUUCGGCGCGCCGCCGGUCAGUCAGGGCGCCGGACGCACUGAAGCCCAGUUCUUUGUCGACGGGAAUCAUUCUAGGGUAUCUGUCAUGGCGCGCAUGGUUCCAUCUCCGGACUGGUUCAUCGGCGUGGACAGUUUUGAUCUUUGCGUCGACGGCAAUUGGCUGGACAGCAUAACUAUUGAGGUAGAUCCUCUCGAUGCUGGCACAGACAACGGCUUUUCGUUUACAGCACCGAAUUGGACGACAGCCCCUCAAGGAGUUGCCUAUCGCAUCACUUCGAAAUACCCCUCGCAUCCAGCCGGUUCAUUUUUCUAUCCCCAUUUGAGAAGACUACCGCCUAUAGCGACCUUUCAGUUCAUUAAACUUCGGGAAUACGAAUUAACAGAAGUAUUCCAUCGAACGAGCGACGAUAAAAAAUACGACGUUCUACAACUCGACAAGAUGAGUCACAACAAUAUUGACGUGCUCGAUGGGAACAGGGCGCUCUCUGUCGCAGAGGAAGUGGAACGAGCCGAGCAAGCACCCAGGAUAUACGUUGACGGCGCUUUAACCACACCCGAUGGGGCUUAUUCAUAUUACACUAUUGUCAAUUCAUCGAGUACCACCGAGGAGCCUCGAUCAGCGAACGAGUUGCCCACGUCUGGACCGACCGCGAGUGAGCGCUCGGCUUUGCGAAGUCUGGCGCGCCGGGCCCGAGCGCGGAGGCGACGCAAGCUCCGGGCUGACAAUACUGACCCCGCCGAGCGGAGACGACGGAAAAGGACAAGGUUGCUAAGCUGCCGGGUGUCAGAUUGGAGCGAGUGGAGCGCUUGCCGCAGCGACGGCGGUUGCGUCGGCUCGGCGAUGCGCACGCGGCGGAUCAUACGUCGGCAGCGGCCCGGCGGCGCGCCCUGCCCGCCCACCGCCCAGUCGAGGUGGUGCGCCACCAACUGCACCGCCCACAGCGACGAAGACUGGCGGAACAACCUUACGUAAUUCAUAGAUCAAAUUCAUUGAUGAACUGUACCGUAUGUUUACAAUACUUGAGGUUUCGCAAGACCUAUUAAUACAAAUCACUAUCAAAGCUUAAUCGAAGCUUAAGAUUUGUAUAAACUCUUCCAUAAUAAUCCUUGGAGUACCGACGACGGUCAUUGCUAAGAAAAGAGAACUCAUCUUGUCAUCAAGAUGACUUCUCUUUUAUAUUUGUUAAGCCUUGUAUUAACCUCGGUUUCAUCUAUGAAUUGAUAUAUGUGCAGAUGACUACGAUAGCAUUGUUUAAU